Molecule: messenger RNA, 313 nt
Organism: Prorocentrum cordatum
Lineage: Eukaryota; Dinophyceae; Prorocentrales; Prorocentraceae
Source: the annotation of a GenBank genome assembly
GCCCCGACUGGCCCGGCGCCGCCGCCCGCGCGGGCUCCCGCGACGGCCCGCCCGGGGGCAACCUCGUGCGCGAGGCGGCGCCGCCGCCCGCGCCCUGGGGGCAGCAGGCGCCGGGCAGGGUGCCCUCGCCCCGGCGAGGCCUCGCCGCGCCAGCGGACCAGGGCUACGGCCUCGGGUUCGGCGCCCAGGCGAACGCUCGUCGAAUGCGUACGCAACUGGCAGCAACCAGAACGUCGGCAACGUCGUCACCGACCGGCGGACCACGUACGUGGCGCAGCCGCCAGGCGGCAGGUCGCAGAUCUCCUUCGGCUGA